AGUAAUAGAGCGUCACUCUGCUGUCAAACACACAACUACACCAGACCCCAGGCACAUCAGCCUUUCCCUUUUACCUGCUCUGGAUCUACAAAGCUGAAUUCUCUGCAAGGCUUCUCCUAAUUCUUGGAUUUACAUACACAGAUGCCAGGACAGAGGACCUAAUCCUCUCCAUUCACAUUGGAAGGACCACUCUGUGUUUUGAUGCAAUUUAAUAUUUUCAACUUUGACUAUGGCACAGAUGUCUGCGACUGAGAGCCCCCUUGCCAGUAUCAGCACCAACAUCACUGGUGAAGCUGCGGAGACGAUAAAUCCUUACAUCACACAAUGGAGCAUUGCUCUCCUAACCAUCAUCCUGGCUUUGGCCACCUUUGGAAACUCGCUGGUUCUUUUCACCCUCCUUAGGCGGCGGAAGCACAAUGCCCUCAUGCACACCUUCAUGAUCCAUCUCUGCCUGGCAGACUUGGUGGUGGCUUUUUUCCAGGUUUUGCCACAACUUAUCUGGGACAUCGUUGACCGAUUUCCAGGUCCAGAUUUCCUGUGCCGCUCAGUAAGAUAUCUUCAGGUUGUUGGGAUGUUCGUAUCUUCUUACAUGAUUGUGGCCAUGACCUUUGAUAGGCAUCAAGCUAUUUGUCGACCUAUGAUGACAUUUAAAAAGGGUUCCGCUCGGUGGAAUAUCCCUGUCUGCUUGGCAUGGGGGGCAUCUGCAGUUCUCAGCCUUCCACAGAUUUUUAUUUUCUCAAGAACAGAGGUCCAUCCAGGAGUCUAUGACUGCUGGGCAAGUUUUGUGCAGCCAUGGGGUCUCAAAGCUUAUGUGACGUGGAUAACUUUGGCUGUCCUCAUCCUGCCAGCUUUGUUUAUCACCACAUGCCAAGUCCUGAUUUUUAGAGAAAUUCACUACAGUAUGCACUUGGGGACAGAAAGGUCGCCGGGGUCAAGACGAAAAGGAAAAUUGGUUAGUGGGACGAAUGGCAUGCCGCCAACUUCAGAUUCCGGCGUGACAAAAGCCAUGUCCAAGACUGUGCGAAUGACCCUGGCCAUUGUACUGAUUUACGUGAUAUGUUGGGCGCCAUUCUUUAUUGCUCAGCUGUGGAAUGUCUGGAAUGAAGGUGCAAAUGUUUCUAUCAGAAUUUUGAUGAUCCUAGCUAGCCUGAACAGUUGUACCAACCCUUGGAUCUACACCAUCUUCAGCAGCAGUGUUUCCAAAGACAUCCAAGCCAUCCUGUGCUGCUGCGUCUGUAAAAAAAGACAACGCAAAAACUCUCUGCCUGAAGACUCCUGUUUUACUGGUUCCACCUCGUUACCCAAAGAGUCCCUGUACUGAGCACAAAGCCAAAGACAUACAAGGAGAUGGAGGCACUGUAGUGCCGACCAGUCCGAGGUCCCAAAGAAAAAAAAAAAAGGACAAGCAGAAGAUCUGUGGCAAUAAAUAGGGAAACAAAGGUGACAAAGUCAGAUCUGCUUAUCAAUGAUUUCACCGUGUCACGAAAAUAUCUAAGAUACAGAAAAUUAGGAAUAAGCCACUAUGUGUAUAAGAACAAGCUUCUUUCUUUUUAGACUCUUUGAUCAAACUGCACCUUAUGAAGUCAAGGAAAGCAACAAAGAUGUGAAAUGCUGUAGGUACCUAUAAAGCUGCUUGAUAAGGACCUAUACUUGUCGGCAACAACACUUCUCUCAUAUGGGACACUGAUGGACCAAUGUCAAAUUAUCAAGCAACAUUUACUUUGAAUAAUGGUCUAUUGGAUGCAGAUCAUCAUGUUUCGGGAUGAAAGGCACAGCAAAUUGCUUAAAUGACAUCUCAAGAAUGUUAUUUACUCUAUUUUCACAGGCCGGAAUGAACCUCUUCAUCCGUUUUUCUAUUUUCAAUAACUAUGCGUUCCUAAGUCCUGUGUUCAGGAGAUGAGUUGAGUUAGGCUCAUUGACGAGUCUACUACUACUUUUUAGACUUGCUUAUGAUGUAAAAAGCUAAAUCUGCUUAAAUAUUUAUGUAAUAUAAGAGAAAAUGAAUGUAUAAAUGAUUUCUAUUUGUAGUAAGA
Molecule: messenger RNA, 2033 nt
Organism: Rana temporaria (common frog)
Lineage: Eukaryota; Metazoa; Chordata; Amphibia; Anura; Ranidae
Gene: AVPR2
Product: arginine vasopressin receptor 2
Exons: 4
Coding region: 230-1321 (363 amino acids)
Biological process (GO): regulation of systemic arterial blood pressure by vasopressin; positive regulation of vasoconstriction; G protein-coupled receptor signaling pathway
Cellular component (GO): membrane
Molecular function (GO): vasopressin receptor activity; peptide binding
Source: RefSeq, a predicted model, not a curated record